AAUAAGUUUGAAACUGCCAUGGCCAUGUUAGGCUUAUGCCCUGUGAAUAUUUAGAUUUUUUGGAAAGCUCAUCAGAAUGCUUAAUGUGUUUUUCAAGCAGCACCACAAACUUUCUUGAUAUAUUUCCGUACUUCAAACACCUUUUCGAAAGUUGAAGAUAGUCGAGACAAAUGUAAACGCUUUUAUUGUAGAGCGUUUUGUUUUCUAUCCCAAAUCGUCAUAAACUUCUCGAAUAAUCAAUCCAUAGUUUAUGGUUUUUAAAUAUUGUUUAAGAAUGUGUUCGCGUUUUUAGACGGAACUGCAUUGUUGGUUCCUCCACAAAAAAAACAAAAAGUCAUACAAGCAUCAAACAUUCCUGAUCUUUUUGAUACCAAUAUCAUUGACCACUUAUAUCUCAAAUCUCCAAGUGUUCUCACAAGUAAUGACUCAAUCCAAGACCUACAUUUUAACCUAGCAUCCACAAACGAAAUUUCGUCUGUUAUGGCGAAGACAUCGACAUCACCGAUAUACUGGUUACAACAAAACGACAAUCCUCUUGAUCAUGAUACUCCAUUGGUUGAUAAGAAUUUACCCUUUAAAUACAAUGAUGAUACAUUGUAUGACGAUCAAAAUGAAGUUAGUCUCAAAACACCUGGACCCACCACAGUACUGAAUACUUUUAGUGUUUUGGGCUAUAUUCUUGCACAUAUGCAAGGUAAGCUUGUUUUCACAUUAUUAUUAAAUAAUUGACUGAAAUUCUGUUUUGGCUAUGCCAGAAUGAUAAUCGGAUUAAAAUAAUUUAUUUUAUUUUUCCAUCGAAAUAAUAAAAAUUAAAAAGUUAACAAAGAAGAAAAAAGGACUUANUGAAAAUGAAAAUAAAUAAAUAAAAUUUUCAUUUUCAUUUUCUUUCUCUGGCCAACUGAUGAAGUAUUGAAAACGUUUUUGUACAGAGAAAAACUCAGCCGUCUUUUAAUCUUUUUUAAGUCCUUUUUUCUUCUUUGUUAACUUAUUAAUUUUUAUUAUUUCGAUGGAAAAAUAAAAUAAAUUAUUUUAAUCCGAUUAUCAUUCUGGCAUAGCCAAAACAGAAUUUCGGGCUAUAUUCUUGCACAUAUGCAAGGUAAGCUUGUUUUCACAUUAUUAUUAAAUAAAUAUUAGUUUUUCCUUUUAGAAACAAACAGAUUGGUGUUUAGAAAUAACAUUGCUCCCGUCCAGGGCAAAAAGCAAUAUUAUACGGACAUCUAUCCAAUAAGUAGCAAAGAUCCAGAGUAUGUGAAAGGCAACUUUUAGUUACGACUUUCUUAUGCUGUUACUUUCUAGGCUGAAAUACAAAAAUGCCACUUGGAUUCGAGGAGAAGGAACUGAAAGACCACACAUCAAAAUUGGGGUAUGUAUAACGUGAGCGGGAGAAGUUUGCUGUUUUUAGAGUGAUACGACUCCUUUAUGAAGGUUUUAAUUUUAAAACACCGUCAUCCAACGAACGUCGUUGGAAUAAUAUUUGAAAUAUGUUUUGUAAAUACUAAAGCUCCAACAAAAAACAGUGCUCUCGCAUGCUCGCUUCUAUCACUAGUCGAUGUAUUCACCGAAUACCGUUUUUGGUUUGUAGUUUGAUAAUUUUCAUCUGGAUAAAAUCAAAUCCAGUGGUUGGAAACUGGUAGCUUUUUGUCUUACUAACACUGGUGCAAUUCAUCCGAUGCACGAUUUCCUCGGUGGAAACUUGUGGCCACAACAACCAGUGCAACAUCCAAUAAUCGUGCCACUAGAUCCGAAACAAAUCGAAAGGAAUAAUAUGGAAAUGAUGUAAGCUCCUUUUUGUACCUAGCAAAGCAUCUGCGAAGCAGGUGCAUUUAAAACUUUAUCAGCAGCCUAGUAGCUAAGACCUCUUAGGAGAAUAAAAGUUCAUAACUUUGUCUCACGCUGCCCUUGACUAGAAUGGUGAGACACAUUUUGAAUGCUAGUGAAAAUGACGA
Molecule: messenger RNA, 1946 nt
Organism: Didymodactylos carnosus
Lineage: Eukaryota; Metazoa; Rotifera; Eurotatoria; Philodinida; Philodinidae
Source: the annotation of a GenBank genome assembly